Eufriesea mexicana is the source of this 518-nucleotide messenger RNA. It is a transcript of the gene ND-B22, whose product is annotated as NADH dehydrogenase (ubiquinone) B22 subunit. The record is from RefSeq and is a predicted model, not a curated record. Lineage: Eukaryota; Metazoa; Arthropoda; Insecta; Hymenoptera; Apidae. The transcript is spliced from 2 exons. Gene Ontology annotation, biological process: mitochondrial electron transport, NADH to ubiquinone. Gene Ontology annotation, cellular component: respiratory chain complex I. Bases 78 to 518 code for a protein of 146 amino acids.
UAUGACUGUGGUGCUAUUAGAUAAGUAACCUUGAAGGUGAAAUAAUAUAAGAAAAUUAAUUUUGAUUUUAAGGUAAAAUGGCUGAAAUACCGUCAGGAUUAAUUAGCCACGCUAGAAAAGUUUGUAGUCUUUACAAACGUGCUUUACGUGCGUUAGAAAUUUCCAAUCGUACAAGACAUGAAUAUAGAUAUCGUGCAGUUUUAUUAAGACAACGUUUUGAUAAAAACCGAAAUAUACCAGAUGUUCGUGUUGCAAAACGAUUAUUAUUGGCUGGUGAAGAAGAAUUAUAUCGAAUGAAUCAGUGUGACAAAACUAUUUUUCCUAAUAGUCCAGGUGGAAUAUGUUAUGAACGUUAUUUUGACCCAUCAGAUGCUGUUCUUGAUUAUUGGCAUCCAAUUGAUAAAGCUAGAUAUCCAAAAUAUUUUGCACAAAGAGAAAAACUUAAAGAAGAAUAUCAAAAAUUCUAUAAGAAAUUAUAUCCUGAAAGUUCUGAAGAAGCUAAUAAGUCAAAUAAAUGA